Thermothelomyces thermophilus ATCC 42464 is the source of this 2113-nucleotide messenger RNA. RefSeq lists its product as uncharacterized. Lineage: Eukaryota; Fungi; Ascomycota; Sordariomycetes; Sordariales; Chaetomiaceae. Gene Ontology annotation, cellular component: nucleus; cytoplasm. Gene Ontology annotation, biological process: intracellular signal transduction; protein phosphorylation. Bases 647 to 1708 code for a protein of 353 amino acids. The transcript is spliced from 5 exons. Gene Ontology annotation, molecular function: ATP binding; MAP kinase activity. The record is from RefSeq and is a predicted model, not a curated record.
UUCUACAGCACGACGUCCCCUUUCCUGGUAGACGAGCUUUGGCUUCCUUUGGCUUGCCACCACCUCGUUGCGAUUUCUCGGUGCUGUCUUCGCGAGGGUUCUUGCGUCUUGGAGAUCAGCGUAAGUCAGCUCGCGCUCAGGCCAUCCGUUCAUUUUCAGAUACCCCGAUCGUCACAGCGGCCUGGAAGCGGGGCAACCUCUCCCUCUUUAAAACUGUCGCCCACGCCCUCCCAAGGGACCCUCGAUUCUCGACAAAAAAGAGCCCUCUCAAAAGCCGUCGCGCUGCCUGGCCUUCGCACGGGAUAUCGCUAAGACAGAACCUGUAACCCGGGUCCCGGACCACAAACGAAUUUCGGGACAAAGAAGCAUCGGGACGCCUUCUGCGUUGCUUCGCCGGAAAGUAACAUCUCGGGUUGCUUCCACGAACAAAAAGCCUCAUUCCCAAGGGCAACGCUUCGCUGGCACAACUCCAUAUCUUCGACGGCUCCGACCCGACAGUUCUUCUGCCCUCGUGGGGUUUGCGAUUUCAAGGCGAAAUCCAGCGGAGCAGCUAACCGGAAGGAAAUCGACCCGGUCUCUCUCUCGCGCCCGCAAUCUUCACAUCUGUUGGCGACCUCGCGCGCAAGCACGCGACGCUACAGCAGCCAUGAGUAACGUACAGAACAGAGGCGGGGCGCGCAAGAUCUCGUUCAAUGUCAGCGAGCAGUAUGACAUCCAGGACGUGGUCGGCGAAGGUGCCUAUGGCGUCGUGUGCUCCGCUAUCCACAAACCUUCUGGCCAGAAGGUUGCCAUCAAGAAGAUCACGCCAUUUGACCACUCCAUGUUCUGCUUGCGGACGCUCCGUGAGAUGAAGCUCCUACGGUACUUCAACCACGAGAACAUCAUCUCAAUUCUGGACAUCCAGAAGCCUCGGAGUUACGAGACUUUCAACGAGGUUUACCUGAUCCAGGAACUCAUGGAGACCGACAUGCAUCGCGUCAUCCGCACACAAGAGCUCUCGGACGAUCACUGCCAGUACUUCAUCUACCAGACGUUGCGGGCGCUAAAGGCGAUGCACUCGGCAAACGUGCUACACCGAGACCUCAAGCCAUCCAACCUGCUUCUCAACGCUAACUGCGACCUGAAAGUCUGCGACUUUGGCUUGGCACGGUCGGCCGCGUCGCAGGAGGACAACUCGGGUUUCAUGACGGAAUAUGUGGCCACUCGCUGGUACCGUGCUCCCGAGAUCAUGUUGACCUUCAAGGAGUACACCAAGGCAAUCGAUGUCUGGUCGGUGGGCUGCAUCUUGGCCGAGAUGCUGAGCGGCAAGCCCCUGUUCCCGGGAAAGGACUACCACCACCAGCUCACCCUGAUCCUGGACGUCCUGGGCACACCAACAAUGGAGGACUACUACGGCAUCAAGUCGCGCCGCGCGCGCGAGUACAUCCGCUCGUUGCCAUUCAAGAAAAAGGUGCCAUUCCGGACGCUGUUUCCCAACACAUCCGAACUGGCUCUUGAUCUUCUAGAAAAGCUGCUCGCUUUCAAUCCGGUCAAGCGCAUCACGGUCGAAGAGGCGCUCAAGCACCCCUACCUCGAACCAUAUCACGACCCGGAUGAUGAGCCGACGGCACCGCCUAUCCCCGAGGAGUUCUUCGACUUUGACAAGCACAAGGAUAAUCUCACCAAGGAGCAGUUGAAACAGCUGAUUUAUCAGGAAAUCAUGAGGUAGAAUGUUAAUCGGCUUGGGUUAGGCCCUCUUGCUAGUCCGUUUCCCGGUCUGAAUCGGAGCUGGCCACCGUCCGUUGUAGGGGGGAGGAGUAUGGGGGGUUGGGUGGCUGCAUAUUGACUGCUGGGUCGAGCGUCCGAGGCCUGGGCCUGAAUUGCCUGAAGAACAGGCAGUGGCAAAAUGUUUCUUUGCGCGAAUUCAAUCAUUGUCCGCACGGGGGGAGGCGAAAGAGGCCGCUCCUACAUUUCCUGUUUUCGCAUAGUAUCUCCUUAGACAGUCUUGGAGUAAGCGCAGGAAGAGAUGAACAUCUCUUUGUUCCCUUGCUCGACGGCUCCAUAUUCCAGGAGUAUGUAGUUCGACUGUCUUGCUGUUCCGUCGAAAAUGAAAGACUUUGAUGUUUCUUCUUCG